GGAAGCGUUUCUCCCGCCGAGCCGCGUCUCUUUCAUCCCAGUUCUCUGUCCGCGGCGGCUGCCAGCAUGCUGGACGCAGGGCCGCGGCGCCGCCAGCCGGCCGCCGACUUCGCCUCGCUGUACGAGAACCAGUGCGCGCUGCAGGACUCGGCGCCGCUGGCCGGCUUGCGAGCGUGCCUGCGGGAGGGCGAGCUGGAGGUGCUGGCCGACCGCCUGCGCCUGGCCGACUGGACGCCGCUGCUGCGGGCGCUGCAGGCCGCCCGGGACUUGCAGAGCAUCGCCGUCCGGAGCUGCUUCCAGCCGCGGCCGGGCGAGACGGGCUCUGAGAGAAAUAAAAUCUGCAGAAGUCGUGUGCCUGCAAUCCGCAGCAAAGAAGUGACCUUCCAGUUAUGCAAAGCACUUAAAUGCUGUUUGAGUGCCUCCAGUUCUCUCAGGACCCUGGAGCUGAAUGGACUAGCUCUACGAGAGAGAGAUUUAACUGUCUUAACAAAGGGAUUGAAUAAAUCAGCUACAUUGGUGCACCUGUCUCUUGCCAACUGUCCAAUUGGAGAUGGAGGUUUAGAAAUUGUUUGUCAAGGAAUAAAGAACUCUGUUACUCUUAAGACAGUGAACUUCACGGGGUGCAACCUGACAUGGCAGGGGGCAAGUCACAUGGCCAAGAUCUUAAAGUAUCAGACCAUUAGAAGGCAUGAAGAAACCUGGGCUGAGAGUCUUCGUUAUAGAAGACCUGAUCUUGACUGUAUGGCGGGCUUAAGACGCAUCACUUUGAAUUGCAACUCACUCAUUGGUGACCUUGGCGCAAGCGCUUUUGCAGAAUGUCUUAGUGAAGAUUUAUGGCUUAGAGCACUUGACCUGCAACAGUGUGGCCUCACCAAUGAGGGAGCAGAGGCUUUAUUAAAGGCCCUUGAAACCAAUAAAACGCUGGUGGUUCUGGACAUAAGAAAAAACCUUCUAAUUGAUCAUUCUGUGAUGCAAACAGUCAUCAAAAUGGUUCUUCAGAAUGGAAGGAGUGCCAAGUCAGAGUACCAAUGGAUAACUUCUCCAUCAACAAAGGAGCAAUUGAAAACUACUAGACAGAAAAAGAGAACUAUAAUUUUGGGAAGUGGCCGAAAAGGAAAAGCCACUAUACGAAUAGGAUUGGCCUCCAAGAAAUCCACAAGUAAUGGAAGAAAAUGCGCUGGAAAAGAUUAUUAUCCUGAGCCCUUACCUCCUGGUGUGUCCGGCUUCCUGCCCUGGCGCACGGCACUGCGUGCACAAAGGAAUAGGGGCUUUCCAUCAACAAAAACUCAUGAUGCAUAUACUCAGUUGCAGCAGUCGCGCUUCCCGGUGACUGUGACGUUAGAGAGCCCUUCCUCUUCAGAAGUUGAGGAGACUGACAGUUUGUCUGACGGUGUGCAAGAGGAAUCUUUGAUCACCGGUGUGAAACAAGAAGCAUUGCAGGGAAAACUGGAGGAAUGCCUAAAGCAGUUAAAAGAGGAGAGAAUAAUAAGGCUCAAGGCUGAUAAAAGAGUCAGUGAGCUUGAACAUGAAAAUGCCCAGUUAAGAAAUAUAAAUUUCUCUCUGUCUGAAGCCCUUCAUGCACAGUCAUUGACAAACAUGGUUCUGGAUGAUGAAAAGGUUUUGGGUAGCAUUGAAAGUUCUUUCCAGAAAUUUCAUGCUUUCUUGGAUCUCCUUAAAGAUGCUGGGCUUGGGCAGCUUGCAUCUAUGGCUGGGAUAGACCAGUCAGAUUUUCACAUACUGGGUCAUCCCCAGAUGAAUUCCACUCUUAGUAGUCCACCAAAAGAAGAGAAAACCAUUGAAGAAGAAAAAUCAGAAUCAAAGCAGAAUACUUUAGGAAAAAUGCAGAAUAUCCAGUUUCAGAAAAUCACAGGAGAUGCUAGAAUUCCGUUGCCUCUUGAUUCCUUCCCUGUUCCAGUUUCUACUCAGGUGGCCUUAGAGAACUGCAAAGACAGCAUGGAAUUCUCCACCAUUAAGCCACAAGAGAAAUCUUUCCAGGAAUUUAUCGCUCAAACAUAUUCUUCAGAUGUGAUUUCUGGAAGUCAAAAAAAAGAAGAGGAGUUGUCUAGACAUAGCAGUUCAUCUUCAGAAAAAAUGGCCAAAACAGGUGAACAUACCAAAAAAUCCCACUUUACUAGGAGAGAACAAGAAAAGGACCCACAUUCCUACUCCAGCUCAUCUGUUAAUAGGAAAAGCAAAGGAAUUGGACAAAAUAGUCCUUUGGUUAAUGAACCAGUUAAAAGUGAUUCUUUGAAAAAACACACUUCUGUUAAGAAAGAAAGUCGAAUAGUGACUGUUUCAACCAAAACAACUACAAAUAAACUCAAUGUAAUGGAACAAUCUUAAAGUGACACUGUUGGAUCUGAUUUUGAAUUUCAAGAAAGCAUCCAUACUCUGUCACACCUGUCAUAGAUCUAAACUGUUGAGAAUUAUGUUUUUGCCUUUGAAAUAUUAAUAAAUUUUUUAUCUUUUCAUUAUU
Suncus etruscus (white-toothed pygmy shrew) is the source of this 2476-nucleotide messenger RNA. It is a transcript of the gene CEP78, whose product is annotated as centrosomal protein 78. Gene Ontology annotation, molecular function: protein binding. The transcript has 15 exons. Gene Ontology annotation, cellular component: centrosome. NCBI's taxonomy places the organism in Eukaryota, Metazoa, Chordata, Mammalia, Eulipotyphla, Soricidae. The coding region runs from base 67 to 2343 and encodes 758 amino acids. The record is from RefSeq and is a predicted model, not a curated record.